AUGACUGAAUCAACACCUUCCGCGCCUGAUACAGGCCCGGUGACAUCAACAGUUUGGAGAUCUAGGUUCCAAGCUGCCAUCGGCGAGAUUACGACCAUCCUAUACGUCGUUGUCCUUUUCCUUGCGAGCGAACUCAUCAUCUGGACCAUUAGCCUCGCACUUGCCCCGGUAAAUAUCGAGUAUUUCUCAGCCAUCUUGAGCAUGGUUCUUGUCUUCGCAACUAUGACCGGGAUCACAACGAUACUGCCCAGUUCCGAUCCCUUCUAUCAACUGAUGAUGAAGCCAAAGAGCCUGAAAACUGACUCAAGAUUCUGCAAGAUUGAUUUUGUAAACUCGCACCUUGGUAUUGGAUUUCCUGUCCCGAUUGUCAUGUUGGACCCCGAAAAUGUUCUCAACGCGAAGGAGAUCGCCAAGAUCAUAUGCGUUUGUGUAAUUACAAACCUCAUUUCGUGGACCGCAUGCUUCGUUGUAGCUUACUGCGUGCUUACACUCGCCACUCGAAGUACCGGUUUCACUUGCGGAAGGUUAGGAUUCAACAAUACCCAAACCGAGAAAAGAGCUCGGCGGGGAGCAGAAGCGACCAACCAGCCCAAGGAAGAGACAGAAGGUGCCUCGGAGCCUGCGAACAGAACUCCACCGACAACCCCUGCUAUCGACCUCGACGCCGAACCUGCCAAGCCCAAGUCAUCAGUGUGGGAUUCUGCUGUGGCUUUAUACCCCAUCCUCUUGCCCGUAUUUGUUGCUCUAGUGGUCGGUACUCCGAUUGCCGCCAAACUUCACGAUCACCGUGUGUUGGACAUUUGUAUUCUUCUGUGCCUAUGGAAUACCUCAGUACAGUCACAGCGUGGCUUCAAGGUUUCACGAAUCUGCUCGGGGAGUCCCCGAAUCAAGAGGAUGUUGACCACUACCAUGAAUCCUGUUCUUCUUACAACCCUGUUGACGAUCGGAUAUACGAGAUCAAAGGCCGCUGCAACAAUCGACAUGAGCCUGACUGAUCUUCUUCAUCAGUUUAGUUUUGGGACGCCACUCUACGCCAUCUGGACCUCCUCUGUGAAGCAGACUCUUCUCACUGCCAACCCUACACGAAACUUCGGUGCUGGAGAUGCAGCUCUGGCCGUUUUGGAAUGUGGGAUAGUCGUCUGGGGGUUUAAGCUCUAUGAGAACCGCCGCCAAGUUUUCAGCCUCAAUGGGCUGCUCGUUACGAUUCUGGCAACCCUUGCGGCUGCUUUCAACGUCUUUAUGGGCGUCCGUAUCGGCCGACUUGUUGGACUCGAGCCAGCAGAGUCCCUGUCAUUUGCAGCCCGAUGCACGACUUUGGCACUUGCAAGACCAAUCAUGGAAUCUGUCCAGGGCAACGCUGCCGUCAACGCAGCCUUGGUGGUCACCAACGGAAUCCUUGGGCAGUUGAUGUGUCCCUAUCUCGUGGGACUUUUAGUUGCCAAGAUGCGCAGCCAUACCGUGGAUAACCAAGAGUCUUCCGGAUAUACAAGCCCCCAGGAAAGCCCCGCAGAAGCCUCAAGUUCAGGAUCCCAGUCACCAUUGAUGACCGCGCCAAAACCCCAGACCGAACCAGCGUCGCCAAGAACGCCAACAACAAGAUUGGGCGGACAGGAGGUCGUGGGCAAUAGCCCGGCAACCCUCGCACUCAACUUCACCAUCGGAGCCAAUGCAGCAGCCAUGGGGGUUGCAUACCUGUUGGAGAUCGGAUCGCCCGCCGCCGCCUUCGCCGUUCUGUCGAUGAUUGUGUAUGGUGUUAUGACUGUGGUGUUCGCCACCGUGGAGCCAAUGAGAUCCGCCGUGAUCUCGCUGGCCGCAUAG
This is a messenger RNA of Clonostachys solani, 1818 nucleotides long. The record is from the annotation of a GenBank genome assembly. NCBI's taxonomy places the organism in Eukaryota, Fungi, Ascomycota, Sordariomycetes, Hypocreales, Bionectriaceae.